AUGGAAAGUCCCCUAGUUGUGGGGGUCCACGGCCCUUUAAAUCAUGCUUGGUUAUCAGAAAAUGAACUGGGGAUUUAUAGAAGAACAACUGCUUCAAAUGAAUCCACUUGCAAUGAGAUACUCAUCGAAAAUGUUAAAUGGGGCACGUCAAUAUACAACGAUGAGUUUAUGAGACGCCUUGCUAAAAGUUCCUUUGAGGUGUUUUCGGCACUUCAAAAAUGUUCAGAGCAGAACUCAUUUAUCACCCACAGCAUUCAAUACAGAGCUGCCUUAGCUGUGUGUUCAAAUGAAAUUUUCACAUUUCUAAAACUUUCAGCAGGUUCGGAUGAGGCAAGGGCAGCUCAUCUAAUUGCCCAAGGUAAUCUGAUUCAGACAUUAGAGCUCUUGUGGCAUCUUGCGGAACUGAUUUUUAUCCAAGUAUCUCCACCUGGAUAUUUAGCAUUCAAUCUCUGUAGUUGGUUUUACGUGCAGUCCCAGGAAGCGGCUAAUCGCGCCCGAGAGAUUUUGGACAGUGCAAACAGAGAGCAAUCCGGUCAUAUUUUAUUGCAUGAUAAACUGAAUAAUCUUAAAUCAUGGGAAACCAACAAGGACUUUUGGCCAACAGUUUUAAGCUUGGUUUUACAAGCUAGGUGUCAAGAAGCAGCAAGUUUGCUUGUCCUGCAUUCUAAUUCUAACGGUCGUGGUCUCCGAAGUCUACGUCAACUUCUAGCUUCUAUGCCAGUUGCUUCUCAUGCUGAAAAAGAGGGUAUGUGGACUGAGUAUGGUGCUCAGUUUUCGCAGGCGUGGAAUUAUUGGCAGUCAGAGUGUGAACAUCGACUGUCUUCGGGAGAAUUCGACCAUGUUGGUGGUGAUCCAGCAUCAGUUGACUACAUAAAAUUAAUUGUAAAUAUCUUAUCGGGGCGUACGUCUAUUUGGGAUGACCCGCGAAUUCUGGACGUAACUAGAGGUUCACGUGGAUGGUUUUUUCGUUUUGUAUCAUUUGUUUUCUACACUGACCAGUUGGUAAAUAUUGAUGGUUUAAGCAGUGAUCUUGAUCGAUGGCUUGCUUUAACGAAGAAAGGUAAUAUGGAACUAGGCUCUAACUUUGAUCAGUCCGUCGAUGCUUUAAUCACAAGCAUUUUUCACGUGGAUCUAUUUUCAUUCGUUCGUAUAGCAAGUGAAAAAUUAAGUAAUUGGUGGUUUAUUGCACAUUUUACGAAUCUUUUAAAUCACAUAUAUCCUGGUGUACUUAAUGAUCUUCAGCUUACACAUAAACAAGACGAGUUAUCUUUAGAAUCUUGUCCAAAAACAGUAAAUUAUAAAUCUAAUGCUAAGUUUAAUGAAUCAUUGUAUCAACCUGUAGACAGCUCUUCAUUGGUUGAAUUUUUUCUUCUUGGUUAUGUCGAAUCAUUGGCUUCUGAAACAAGUCUUUUAUCUAUUGCACUUGGAUAUUUGGAUCACUGUAAAUCUGGGCGUACUCGUCAAUCUACCUUAUUAUUGAGACAUGCUGUGCCAAUUUCAACUAGAGCUACAAACUGGUUUAUUAGUCAAGCCAAAGUUAGAGGAUUAUAUUCAACUGCUGAAGAAUUAGCCAAAUUAAAUUGUCGUAGAUUUACAUGUUUAUCAUUACAAUCACAAGAAGGUUCUAUAAUUAAUUCAUCAAAUUAUUCUCCAAUAUGUAUCUCUAUAGGUUGGGCUUUAAUGGCACGUGAUUAUUCCAUGAUUAAUCGAUUAGCUGAACUCUCUCUUGCUAGAGAUAAUGGAUUUAUGCAUAAGGACACUUUAAAUGAAACAAUAACUUCGCAUGCUUCUACAGAAGUUGCAGAAUUGGCUGCUAUAAUAUUAGGUUUUUGUCGAGGAUCAUCAUUUGACGAACCGUCUAAUAAUAAUAAAGUUAAUGAAGUGAAUCAUCUUCAAUUAUCACCUGAAUUAGCUUUUUUAAUUCGUUAUGCUGAACUUCAACAAAGUUUUAAUGAUGGUGAUUGUGAAGGCGCAGUUGAUCGAAUUAUUGAUUUACUAGUUACUAGUCCUGGGAACUCACUUAUUACCACCAAUUCAACUGGACAAGAUUGUACAAAUUCUUCGACUACAGGUUUUGGUUUACGUAUACCAACUCGUCUUAAAAUAAGACUUCUUGCUGAAGUAAGACACUUAUUGGGUCGAAAUUGUCUACGUCGAGAUCAAGUUGAAGUGCUUAUCACUGCUUUGAUUGAAUUAAGAGCAGAUUUGGAUUUAAAUCCUAAUAACAUGUCCACAAAUAGUGAUAUACAUUCAUUACUAACAAAAAUUCAUAUGUCUCUUGCUAAAGAGCUAGCAUCGACAUUCUUUGCUACCUCUAAUACCAUUCCUAUAUCUCUGUCUUUAUCACCCAAUAGUAUGGUUGAUACAAAUUGGCAUUAA
Schistosoma guineensis is the source of this 2379-nucleotide messenger RNA. The record is from the annotation of a GenBank genome assembly. NCBI's taxonomy places the organism in Eukaryota, Metazoa, Platyhelminthes, Trematoda, Strigeidida, Schistosomatidae.